This is a messenger RNA of Dracunculus medinensis (Guinea worm), 789 nucleotides long. Lineage: Eukaryota; Metazoa; Nematoda; Chromadorea; Rhabditida; Dracunculidae. The record is from the annotation of a GenBank genome assembly.
AUGCGUUCUAUAGCUGUUUUAAUUGAUUUAUCUGGUACAUUGUUCAUCGAUGAUUAUAUUAUUCCACGUUCCAUUGAAGCUUUGUUACGUUUAUCUGCGAAUCCUAUUUAUCGUGUCAAAUUUGUCACCAAUACGACAAAGGAAUCGUCUAGCCAUUUAUAUGAAAAACUAAAAAAAUUCGGUUUCGAUGUAUCGCAUUCCCAAAUAUUUAGUUCAUUAUCAGCAGCUCGGCAGUUAAUCAUAAAAAAUUCCCUUCGACCUAUGUUAAUAUUGGAAGAAGAUGCACGUAACGAUUUCAGUGAUAUAGAUACAAAUAAUCCAAAUUCUGUUGUUAUUGGGCUUGCUCCUUCGUUAUUCAAUUUUAAAACAUUAAAUAAGGCUUUCAAUCUUGUACUCGAUGGCGCGGAGCUUAUAGCGAUUCAUAAAGGUCGAUACUAUCGUAGAAAAGAUGGGCUGUCGCUGGGACCUGGGCCAUUUGUUGAAGCACUUGAAUAUGCAACUGGUGUUAAAGCAACGGUGGUUGGUAAACCGGAAAGUGUUUUCUUUCGUUCAGCAAUUGAAAGUUUUGGAGAAGAAAUAACACAGGCAGUUAUGAUUGGCGAUGAUGUCCGCGAUGAUGUUCUUGGAGCAGUUAAUGCCGGCAUGCUUGGUAUCCUUGUAAAAACUGGAAAGUACAGGCAAGGCAAAUUUUUUCAUCGUGAUGAACUGCUUAUUGAAGAAUCUUCAAGGAAUUGCGUAGAUUGUUUUGCUGAUGCUGUUGAACUGGUUGAGAAAGGAAAUAUUUGGUAG